Molecule: messenger RNA, 1421 nt
Organism: Gorilla gorilla gorilla (western lowland gorilla)
Lineage: Eukaryota; Metazoa; Chordata; Mammalia; Primates; Hominidae
Product: melanoma-associated antigen B4
Exons: 1
Coding region: 334-1374 (346 amino acids)
Biological process (GO): negative regulation of transcription by RNA polymerase II
Cellular component (GO): nucleus
Source: RefSeq, a predicted model, not a curated record
UCAGAGUGGAUCCUCUCCAAGCCAGAACACAGAAAGCCCCACUGCGAGCCUUGUUGUCACCCAGUCAGCCCCAGGCAGGGUUGGCAAGCUGCAGCCUAAGGCACAUUGUAACUUCCUCAGCUGGCUUCUCAGGGGACAGAAUGACUAAGAACAAUAGCCCAGUGAAUACUUAGAGCAGUGUUCUCAAGGAAUCCUGCAGAGGCGGCUUCUGAAAAGCCAAGGUAGUAUCUGCCUGCUGAAGGUGUUCUCAGGAUUUCAUUUGCUCUUCUCCAGGAACCACAUCACCUGCCCUUCUGCCUACACUCCUGCGUGCUGUGCCUAACCACAGCCAUCAUGCCUCGGGGUCAGAAGAGUAAGCUCCGUGCCCGUGAGAAACGCCAGCGGACCCGUGGUCAGACCCAGGAUCUCAAGGUUGGUCAGCCUACUGCAGCAGAGAAAGAAGAGUCUCCUUCCUCUUCCUCAUCUGUUUUGAGGGAUACUGCCUCCAGCUCCCUUGCUUUUGGCUUUCCCCGGGAGCCUCAGAGAGAGCCACCCACCACCUCUGCUGCUGCAGCUAUGUCAUGCACUGGAUCUGAUGAAGGCGACGAGAGCCAAGAUGAGGAAAAUGCAAGUUCCUCCCAGGCCUCAACAUCCACUGAGAGAUCACUCAAAGAUUCUCUAACCAGGAAGACGAAGAUGUUAGUGCAGUUCCUGCUGUACAAGUAUAAAAUGAAAGAGCCCACUACAAAGGCAGAAAUGCUGAAGAUCAUCAGCAAAAAGUACAAGGAGCACUUCCCUGAGAUCUUCAGGAAAGUCUCUCAGCGCACGGAGCUGGUCUUUGGCCUUGCCUUGAAGGAGGUCAACCCCACCACUCACUCCUACAUCCUCGUCAGCAUGCUAGGCCCCAACGAUGGAAACCAGAGCAGUGCCUGGACCCUUCCGAGGAAUGGGCUUCUGAUGCCUCUACUCAGUGUGAUCUUCUUAAAUGGCAACUGUGCCCGUGAAGAGGAAAUCUGGGAAUUCCUGAAUAUGCUGGGGAUCUAUGAUGGAAAGAGGCACCUUAUCUUUGGGGAACCCCGAAAGCUCAUCACCCAAGAUCUGGUGCAGGAAAAAUAUCUGGAAUACCAGCAGGUGCCCAACAGUGAUCCCCCACGCUAUCAAUUCCUGUGGGGUCCAAGAGCUUAUGCAGAAACCAGCAAGAUGAAAGUCCUGGAGUUUUUGGCCAAGGUGAAUGAAACCACCCCCAAUAACUUCCCACUCCUUUAUGAACAGGCUUUGAGAGAUGAAGAAGAGAGAGCUGGAGCCCAGCCCAGAGUUGCAGCCAGGCGUGGUACUACAGCCAUGACUAGUGCGUAUUCCAGGGCCACAUCCAGUAGCUCUUCCCACCCCAUGUGAGAUCUAAGGCAAAUUGUUCACUUUGUGGUUGAAAGACCUGCUGCUUU